Ipomoea triloba (trilobed morning glory) is the source of this 1408-nucleotide messenger RNA. RefSeq names its product magnesium-protoporphyrin IX monomethyl ester [oxidative] cyclase, chloroplastic. The record is from RefSeq and is a predicted model, not a curated record. The coding region runs from base 32 to 1246 and encodes 404 amino acids. Gene Ontology annotation, molecular function: metal ion binding; magnesium-protoporphyrin IX monomethyl ester (oxidative) cyclase activity. Gene Ontology annotation, biological process: chlorophyll biosynthetic process; photosynthesis. Gene Ontology annotation, cellular component: chloroplast thylakoid membrane. Lineage: Eukaryota; Viridiplantae; Streptophyta; Magnoliopsida; Solanales; Convolvulaceae. The transcript is spliced from 5 exons.
AGUCCUUACACUCCACAAAAAAAAAAAAAAAAUGGCAGCAGAAAUGGCAUUGGUAAAACCUAUAUCGAAGUUCGGCGCCACCGCCUCUCCGCGGCUGAGCGGCGGGCGGAAACUGGCACCGUUCAGCGUGAGAAUGUCGAGCGCCACCGCUUCGAAGGCGGCGGCGGCCACCGGCAACAAGGGAUCGAAGAAGGGGAUCAAGGAGACGCUGCUGACGCCGAGGUUUUACACGACGGAUUUCGACGAGAUGGAGACGCUGUUCAACACGGAGAUCAACAAGAACCUGAACAAUUCCGAGUUCGAGGCGCUGCUCCAGGAGUUCAAGACGGAUUACAACCAGACUCACUUCGUGAGGAACAAGGAGUUUAAGGAAGCCGCCGACAAGAUUCAGGGCCCUCUCCGUGAUAUCUUUGUCGAGUUCUUGGAGAGGUCUUGCACUGCUGAGUUCUCCGGCUUUCUUCUCUACAAAGAGCUCGGUAGGAGGCUCAAGAAAACCAACCCUGUGGUUGCAGAGAUAUUUUCUCUCAUGUCUAGGGAUGAAGCUCGCCACGCUGGGUUCUUGAACAAGGGAUUAUCUGACUUCAACUUGGCAUUGGACUUGGGUUUCCUGACAAAGGCCAGAAAGUACACUUUCUUCAAGCCCAAGUUUAUCUUCUAUGCAACAUACCUCUCUGAGAAAAUUGGCUACUGGAGAUACAUUACCAUAUACAGACACCUCAAAGCCAAUCCCGAGUACACAUGUUAUCCGAUUUUCAAAUACUUUGAGAACUGGUGCCAGGAUGAGAACCGCCAUGGGGACUUCUUCUCUGCUCUGAUGAAGGCACAGCCUCAGUUCCUUAAUGACUGGAAGGCUAAGUUGUGGGCUCGCUUCUUCUGUCUUUCGGUUUACGUGACAAUGUAUCUCAAUGACUGUCAAAGAACUGCUUUCUAUGAAGGCAUUGGACUUAACACUAAAGAAUUUGACAUGCAUGUUAUCAUUGAGACAAACCGCACCACAGCUAGAAUCUUCCCCGCUGUGCUUGAUGUUGAGAACCCGGAAUUCAAGAGGAAGUUGGACAGGAUGGUGGAGAUUAACGAAAAGAUACUUGCAGUUGGGGAGAGCGACGACAUUCCUUUGGUGAAGAAUUUGAAGAGAAUCCCUCUUGUAGCUGCGCUUGUGUCUGAAAUACUUGCUGCCUAUCUCAUGAAACCUGUUGACUCGGGUUCUGUUGAUCUUGCAGAGUAUGAACCGCAGCUCGGGUACUAAUUAAUCUCUUUUCUUUCCUUGUUCUGGGUUGAAAUUGGGAAACUCAGCCGGUUUUCUUUCCAUUGCAUUGAGAAAUAUUUAGUGCAUGAAACUGGAGAAACACUGUUAGAACAUUACCUACAUUGUAUUUUCUUGUAUAAUUCAUAGUAUGAGUUUCUGAAA